ACUCAGUUGAACCAUACCCUCAUCUCUCUUUCUCUCUCUCUUCCUGUUGCUAACUCUCACUCUUCUGAAGCUGUGAUGUGUGUGCUGGAACAGGAAAUGAAUGCAGACAGAGGAGACAGGCAAGCUGAAACUGGCACAAAGUUCUAGCAUGUAUACACACCCGCCCACAAUACAUACACACACACACACGGACACACACUGGCCCUGAGCAACAACUGUCAGAGCUGGAACUUUGAGCUGUAGGUGAAACGACAAAGCGGUGUUGGUGAAAGACUGAAGCCUGUCUAAGACAUUAAGCGGACUGAGAAAGGAAAAGAGAUUUAAAGAAAAAAGAAGAAGAACAGGAGACGGAUCUUACAAAUGUAACUUGAACAAGAAGAGAGAAAAACAAAGGCGUGGAGAAGAUGGUGCGCCGAUCCUGCCUCAGCAGGAGGGCCUUUCCUGAGCCUUGAUUCCAGCGUGAUUCCCUCAAGGGGUGAAUAGGGUAAGAUGACGUCCUUACACAGUCUGGGCCUGGUACUGGUGGAGUUUGAAUAUGAAUACGAAGGCCGGGAUGGCCACAUGGUGUCCAUUAAACCCAACGAGCGGUACGUCCUCCUGGCCAAAACAAACAAUCAUUGGUGGCAUGUUUGCAAAGAUGAACGAGCCAAGCCAUUUUAUAUCCCUGCUAAAUACGUAAAGGAGCUUCCAGCCAACAUCCCUUCACCUCUAGACUUCAGAGAGCCUCCAGGCCCCGCUGUGAAGCCUGUGGUGCCUGACCUCGCAGAGACCCACAAAUCAGAUGAGGUGACAAUUAGACAUCACUCCAAAGGGAAUUACCAUAAGACAGAAAACCGCAUGUCUACAUUUGGAGUUCCUUUGGAUUUACAUGAGCCCCCUUCUUACAAACAUGGUGGACCUUCAGACUCCCUCAUCUCCCUGAACACGGUUUCAGCCUCAGACUCAUCAAAUCAGAAGAAGAGGAUGAGUCAAGCAACUAAUCUGCUGUUCGGCUCUCGCAUUGAAAUGGUGCCUGAUAAGUUUCGAGUGCCCAGCUUCAGCCCAGCUGACCCCCUCCAUAAACCUAUCCCUGUAAAACCUGUGGAGCUCCCUGUCAUCAAGAACCUAAACGAGACCAAGCCUCACAUGAAGUCUCCAGAGCCAGAAUACCAAAAAGAGCCAGAAAGUGAAAGCUCUAGCUCAGAACCACUGCCAUCACCAGAUUCUGAGAAUAUUUAUGAAUCCAUAUCGGACCUGAAUCUAGACCUGUCGACACUGACAGACAAAGCACCGGCUGGAUUGCCAAACCCUCAGACCAACACAUCAUGCUCACCUCCAACAAUAAAGGCAGAGAAUGACCCCACCACGGCAGUGUAUGCCAACGUUACUGACCUGAAGAAGACUGUUCCUCACCCUUCAAACUCCUCUGCCUCAACUUGCUUGUCACCCGGCAACACCCUCAGUCCUGCUCCGGACUCUGCCUCCCCGACCAACUCGGACGGAUGGCAGGUCCAUACUGACCACGACAGCAGUAAGGAGUACUUCUACAACCCUGAAACAGGACAGAGCAGUUGGUCUGAUCCCCGUAGCCCCCCAGCAGGAGCAGGUAUGGAGUCUGUGACCUCCCCCAUACCUGUGUCCACCCCAUCCUCUGCACACUCGCUGGGCUCUGACUGGGAGCAGCUUUUGGAUGAGAGCACUGGGAGACAUUAUUAUUAUAAUCACAUUUUGAAGCAAACCUCUUGGACUGCCCCAGAGUCAUCGCAACCUCCGUCCUCCACAGAUAGGGCUCACAGUCAUGGCAAGGAGGCAAACGAACCGCCACCUCUUCCAGAGGAGGACUACCCAACAAAUCAGCCUGAGGAUUCCCAUAUUUCUCUUCAGCUCCCUAAGGAUUUUCAGUUGCCCCAAAUCAAGCGUGCUAUCAUCCCUAGGGUUGCUGUGGACACGUAUAAAGAUGUCCCCGUGGGCUGGACUGACUCUGUAGGAGCCGAUGGAAAAUCUGUCUUCACAAAUGAACUCACACAUGAACAGUCACAGUGGAUCCAGUCUAAGGAUGACAAAGGGAAGAUGUAUUACUACUUAAAAGAUGGGUCUAAAUGUCAGCGGACCCUUCCAGAGGCUUCAGUCCCGCCUGGUCAGCCAAUCAGUGGAAAUGGAAUAGACCAAGAUGCUCACCCCGUUUUGAACAAUUGGAGACACACCCAGUUUAACGUAUCUCAGGAAGACCUGAAAUUUUCCCCCUCACACAGGCGGAUCGCCUCUGACAAUGCCAGUGAUGCAUCCAGUUCAGGGAAUUCACCAGAAUCACUGCAUUACGAUAAAAAGUUAAGACGGCGGAGGAACCUGUCCAGUCACAGCACAGAUUCACAUUCUCAUUCUCAUCAUUCAUCACUGGAGAAGGCUGGGAUUCUCUACAAGACCAAAGUGGCUGAGAAUGGAAAAAGGCUGAGGAAGAACUGGGCGCAGUCAUGGACUGUUCUCCAUGAUGGCAUACUCACUUUCCACAAAGACCCUAAAUUUACACCCGCAGGGAUGUCUACCAAGACCAAUCAGAUCGUCCCAGAGUACACAGUGGAACUGAAAGGAGCGACUUUAUCAUGGGCGUCAAAAGAAAAGUCAAGCAAGAAGAAUGUUCUAGAGCUCAAGACACGUCACGGCUCUGAGUAUUUGAUACAGUAUGACACAGACAGCAUCAUACACGACUGGCACAAGAUCAUUCUGGACACCAUCAGAAUGCUGCAGGACCAUAACCAUUACUCAGAGGAUGAAGUGGAAGAUAUCCCAGAAAAACCUCCAUUACCUGCAGAUAAAGAGAGGAAGAGUGAAUCAACAAGACUGAGUUCUUCAAGUAGCAUAGACUUAGAACAGGGCCGUGUUCGCACCAAGCUGCGCAAGUUCCUCCAGCGGCGGCCCACUCUGCAGUCAGUCAAAGAGAAGGGCUACAUCAAAGAGAAUGUGUUUGGCUGCCACCUAGACACCCUCUGUCAUCGAGAAAACAAAACUGUGCCCAAGUUUAUGGAAAAAUGCAUAAGAUCUAUUGAGAAAAGGGGUCUGAAAAUAGAUGGAAUCUACAGAGUGAAUGGGAACCUGGCUGUCAUCCAGAAGCUGCGAUAUAAAGCGGAUCAUGAAGAGGAUCUGGAUCUGGAGGACGGGCAGUGGGAAGAGAUCCAUGUGAUUACAGGAGCUUUGAAGCUUUUCCUUCGUGAACUUCCUGAGCCUCUUUUCCCCUUCAGCUUUUUUGAUAGGUUCAUCGCUGCCAUUCAAAUGAGUGACUACAGCCAGAAAGUGUCAUAUAUUCGAGAUCUGGUGAGAAACCUGCCUUUGCCCAACCAUGACACCAUGGAGGUUCUCUUCAGACAUCUUCGAAAGGUGAUUGAACAUGGUGAGCUGAACCGCAUGUCUGUCCAAAGUAUGGCCAUCGUGUUUGGCCCGACGUUGCUGAGACCACAGGAGGAGUCCAACAUCACCAUGCACAUGGUCUUCCAGAACCAGAUUGUGGAGCUCAUUCUCAACGAGUUCAAUGAGCUCUUCCAAACCAAAUGAAAUCACCUGAUGGAAGGGAAGAGAAUACAACCAUUUGCACCAUCUUCUCAUAUUCCCAAAUGAACAAGGUUACUGACUGUUUUCCGUCUACUGAUUGGAUAUUGACUCUCCCAAUCAGUCAAAACCAAAAUGACGCAACAAAUAAGUGCAUUGUGAAACAUCAAGAGGAUCUGCACCUCGAAACUGCCUUGUUCUUAAAUGCAAUAUGUGUUUUUGGUACUGGCGAAAUCAAGAGAACAAAAAGCCGAAGGGAUCAUCUGCCAAUAUGAUCAAAUGGAUCUAAAUGGAUAUAAAGAAAGAACAUGUCUAAUUUGUCAAAAUGUCAUGUUUGAGAUUAGACAGUUGUGGAGUCUUCAAUAAGAAAUAACUUACUUUGAUUGCUUUAAAGGUAUUAAAAGCUUCAAAGGUUCUCUGAACUAAGAUCUUGACGAUGAAAGCUGGAAUUAAUAUGUGCUUAAUCACCAAUAGCACUACUGUUUGAACCUCAUUGUUGAGGAGACUGAGAAAAGAAAGUGUUUAUUAAUCAACUGUAUGACUAACAUUUUUCCGCCAUCUUUAUUGUUAUAAAAUGCUGACAGUACAAUGUACAGAAGUAUGAAAAUGAACAAUGGAACAUUUUGCAGUAAAGUAAAAUAUGGCUGUGCAUUGCAUGUUAAAAACAAACUUUGUGGAUGUAGACUAAAGCUGUACAUAUUUUAAAUAUUUUGUUUUUAUAUAAAAAAUAUGGUUAAUAAAUAAUUGGCAAUUUCAUUUUAUUAUAGAGAUAAAUAUUCUGUAAAUAAAACAGAUACACCAUAUUUAAUGUUAUGCAAUUAUGUGCAUAGUUCUUACACUGGUAAUUACUGAAAUCUGGAUAUUAUAUUUAAAAAAAUGUUUUUAGUAUAUACAAUACUAUAAACAAUAUAUACUGACUUAUAUACAAUCAUUAAGUCAGUGUGUAGAACAAUUUAAAAUAGAGAACAGAUAUUAUAACUGGACUAUAGAUCAAUGCAAUGUGAGAACUUACAGGCUAAAUAAAUAUGGUGCCUUCAUUUUAACUCUUCAGUUCUUGUCUUUGUUUACUGUUCCCUGUAGUACUUUCCAGCUUUCAAUCACCAGUUCGUCGGAUUGUCUAGCUUUCAAAAAUAUGUAAUAAAGUUUUGUUUUUUUUUUACAUAUUAGGCUACACUACAUUAUACUAUGCUAUAUAUAUAGUAUGCUGGUCAAUGUGUCUUUAUUUGUACCCAACGGUAAAUUUGUUUUGCAGACAGGAGAUCCGUGAUUAAAGACAAAUUCA
Messenger RNA from Sinocyclocheilus anshuiensis, 4801 nucleotides. RefSeq names its product Rho GTPase activating protein 27, like (gene arhgap27l). Gene Ontology annotation, molecular function: protein binding. The transcript is spliced from 19 exons. Gene Ontology annotation, cellular component: cytoplasm. Gene Ontology annotation, biological process: signal transduction; regulation of GTPase activity. NCBI's taxonomy places the organism in Eukaryota, Metazoa, Chordata, Actinopteri, Cypriniformes, Cyprinidae. Bases 490 to 3525 code for a protein of 1011 amino acids. The record is from RefSeq and is a predicted model, not a curated record.